AUUAUUACGAAAAUGUUUAGGUAUUCUUUGAACGGUUUCGCUCAUCAUGUUCAUCGAGGAGACUGGUUCGGUGGCAAGGUUGUAGGAUUAGUUGAAAUAGAAAUUGGUGAAAUGAGAGUAAAUUUCUAUUGCACUCAUCUUCACGCUGAAUACGAUAGAGAGCACGACUUAUAUCUUUCACAUCGAACCGCUCAAUCCUUCGAAUUAAGCCAAUUUAUUCGUCACACAUCCCAUGGAGCCGAUGUUGUUAUAGUAACAGGAGAUUUGAAUAUGGAACCGGAAGAUCUGGGGUUAAGGUUAAUUUUGUCCCAAGCGCGUCUUCUCGAUUCUUGGCGGCUUGCUCAUCCCGAGACUCCUCGUGACAACAUCUCUGCAAAUUCCAUCUCUUGUAAUCGAGGUGUGGAUCGCGGUGGUACAUGCGAUCGCCCUGACAACUGCUAUUCCACCAAAUAUUAUAGAGAAAAUGAUGAAAGCAAAAGGAUCGAUUAUAUAUUGUUCAAGAGUGGCCGAAUGUCAGUUUCUUUAGAGCUGUGCGAAAUCGCGAUGAAUAAGAUCCCAGAUGAGAACAUUAACUUUUCCGACCAUGUUGGACUACAAGCACAAUUUAGGGUAGAAAAUGAGCAUCGUCAGGUGAUUUUCAUAUCUUGCUUGUCUUUUCCCCCUACGCAUCCUUUUUGUGGAAACGAGCUCUAUUUCUAUCAAACAUGUGAAUGGGAGCCAAACCGGCCGCUGCUGAUCGAAGCGAUUGGCAUCGUGUCGGGCGGACAACGCAGAGCUCGUUCCGACCGAACGUGGUUCGUAUGUGGUGCGAUCGUGUUGUUCGUCAUUAUUGCUCUUUCACUACUAUUGGAUGAAGCUCUACCAUAUCUCACUAUUCUAUUUUCGGUGUUUAGGUAA
This is a messenger RNA of Strongylus vulgaris, 897 nucleotides long. The record is from the annotation of a GenBank genome assembly. Lineage: Eukaryota; Metazoa; Nematoda; Chromadorea; Rhabditida; Strongylidae.